UUUAUUUUUAAUUUCGAUCGGUCAGUUUACAUUUGAAAUCAAAAACCUAUAAUAUAAAAAAAAGUAUGUAGUAAUUUUUUUACAUUUUGUGUUUGGCCUCAGGAAAUAACAAGAUUCAAGCGAGGACAGGUAACAAGCAUUUGGGAGAAAAACACAAUUAACUGGGAGUACCGAAAAAAAUAAUGGAUAAUCACAUGUUACAUUGAAUUCAUACAAAAGAGGAUCACGAAUUGUCCGAGGUUCCGAGCAAACGUACGGUUUUUGUCAUGGGUAGAAAAAUGAUCAUAUUCAACAUCGAUUCUCCAAAUAAAUAAAACAAGGAUGGAAAAAGGCUUGUAAGUGAUUACGGUAAUUUUAUUGAGAAUUUUGGGAUCGAGAAUGCAUACGAUGAGGCGUGCGGCGAAUCGCGCCCUGCAGCACUGGAGGCUGGAUCGUCUGCGGCAGAAAGCCGGCAUCCACGACUUGGAGAGGCUGUCGAGGUUCCGCCACCUCUUCUCCGGGGUGCCGAGGCUCCUCAGGUUCAACUCGGCCUGCGUGAUGAGGAGCUGCGUCGCCCAGGUGGAGUUCGUGAUCGCCUUCAGAAUCCGCCGGGGCGUCCAGGUGCUUAGCUUUUACUCCGGGCACUGGGACCAGCUCACCGUCCUCCGCCUCCUCCACCGAGUCAAGCUGUUCCUUCUGACACGGACCAGGGACGCGCUCAUCGCGGCCGUCAGUUACAAGUUCGACUGGGACGCCAACAGGAUAACCGAAACCGAACUCCACACGCAUUCUAAAGAAUUUGAAACAUGUACCAAGCUGCUUAAGGACUGCACGGAUCCGAAAGGUCCUGGUUGCGCGGAAGGUGUACCGACUGAGCACGGCUGGGUGAGAGUGAUCCUCCAGGACAACAUCAGCAUUUGGAAAAAAGAAGUUCGAAGUGGCCUGUACACAUACAAAGUUUACGCCAAAUAUUCAGACGUAACGGCUGCAGAUUUCUUCAGUCUAUACCUCGACAUCGAAAAUCGUACCAAGUGGGACGCACACGCUAUCAUACUGAAGAUAAUUGACAGCGAGGUCGAAACAAACUCUGAUAUUAUCUAUUGGGAGACAAAAUGGCCGACCUUCUUCGCAAACAGGGACUACGUUUACAAUAGAAGAUGGAUGAUCGACCGGAACAAAAAUGUCAUGGUCAUCAAAAGCAAAAGCACGCAGCAUCCAGAUGGCCCUCCUAUUCCCGGGAAAGCGAGAGUUGUUGAAUAUUGGUCUUACGUGGUCAUUAAACCAUUUAAGGACUUUGAAGAGCCUGGUCUCGAGUUUUGUUUAACAUAUUUUGAUAAUCAUGGCGCUAGUGUUCCGAAUUCACUUUCUCAAUGGGUCACUGUCAGUGGUGUGCCUGAUUACGUAAAUCGGCUGAGGGCGGAGGCGUUAUUUUUGAAAAAACAGCGAGAAGCUAAUAAGAAGAAAAUCAAACCGGAAAAAAUUGUGGACGAAGAUGACGAGAAUAGAAGAAGAGAGGCGGAAGAACCUCCCAGUGAACCUCCUGAAGAUGGCGACUUCCCGAAACCCGAUCCGGCUUUCCUUAUAUUGUUCACGAUAAUGGAAAAAGUCAAAAAUGCAUCUUCUGACUUCUAGGAAAGUCCAACUUGUCUAGAACCGGAUAUCAGCGUUAGUUCAACAAGACUCGGAGACUUCUUACAAUUAAACGAGCGGCCGUUUGAAACUUUUGAGACAUUAUGUAAAUAAAGUAGUUGAAAAAAAAGUAAUAUAUAUUCCUCUAAUAUUCUCUAAAAUAAACACAUGUAAAUGUAAUAA
This is a messenger RNA of Cimex lectularius (bed bug), 1791 nucleotides long. Its product is annotated as stAR-related lipid transfer protein 7, mitochondrial-like. Bases 379 to 1611 code for a protein of 410 amino acids. NCBI's taxonomy places the organism in Eukaryota, Metazoa, Arthropoda, Insecta, Hemiptera, Cimicidae. The record is from RefSeq and is a predicted model, not a curated record. The transcript is spliced from 8 exons. Gene Ontology annotation, molecular function: lipid binding.